UUACGUUGAUCCUGGGUGAUCCCAACUUCCGGUGAAAGAGGAGAAGUGUCUCACACGAUUACUCCGACUAGGCCUAUCGGUACUCACCUGUUGGUAGUUGAACGGGGGUUUUAGGUGAUAGCCAUGGCCCUGUGAUUACCGAUUAGUCAGCUAAUUAACUUUUUAAAGAAAUAAGGAGACGUCACCAUAUACGCCGCUUUGAGUCACAUCGUCACGAGCCACAGGUUUGAACGUUAUAACUAGUUAGCUAGCUUAAAGACGCAGCUAGCUAUUAGCCAACCAAAGCACCUCUAAAUUAGGUCCUGGUGUCUAUUUUCAAGAUGUCAACUGCGGGGUUUAACUCUCGGAAUGGUACAGGGACAGGACAGUCUUAUGCGAAUGGUCCGUCACAGAAUCCAGUUGCCGCGCAGCAGCUGCCAGGGGUCGGCUACGGCAUGACUCACCAACCGACGUACAAUCCAAUGCAGGCCAAAGCUCCCCCACCACCUGGCCCACCUGGACUCUACCCCUCUGGGCCAUACCAACCUGUUACCCCAGUCUGUUCCUACCAGCCCGGCCCGCCGCUCACUUCCUACCCAUCUCCUUCGGGCCAGUUGCUGUUGACGAGGCCUCUAAUGGGAGGUCCUCCAUCCCAUACCCCUCCUCAGUCUGCCAGCCCCGGUCCUAGGCUGCCCCCUGCACAGACCACACCGCCUCCUCCUGCUGUGUCUUCUACUAGCUACUACACAAACCCCCAGCAGCCACAGCCCAUGGCUCCAGCAUGGCAGUACAACACAGCUCUCCCACCGAUGGGGCAACCCACUUCCAUUAACACACAUCCCCGCGGCCCAGUGUCGAGUCAUGUGAACCCAGCUGCAAGCUCGACACCACCGUUAUCAACAGCUUACAGCCCUGCACCACCACCACCCCAUGUGUCCCAUAGUGUCCCCCAGCCACCAGGCCCAGGGAUGCCCCGAAGCCCUCUGCACGGAUAUACCCAGCCAGGUACUGCACCCCCACCAAUGACUCCCAUGGCUCCCCACACAUACCAACCAAACAGAGCUCCCUAUGGCCCCCCACCUACAGGCCCACCACCAACCAUGAAACCAGCACCGCCUCCCAUUGGACCCCCAAUGGCCAAUGCCACACCUCCACCCCCCAUGGCGGAUGCUCAGUGUGGGGGUGCCAUUAACAGCACUCUGCCCCCCACUGAGCACGACUGCCAGGAGGGUGAUAUUGAAUGUCCAGGGACUGUGGCUGGCAAUGGCCCACAAGCACCAAACAGCUAUAAUCAUGUUGACAACAAAAUGGCUGGCCCACAUCAGCCGGGACCACCUGGUCGGCACCUGGGCCACUACCCCUCCCUCCCUCCGGGGUACCAGACCACCUCGGCUCCGGCCAUGCACCCUGCGAUCCAGGCCGCCACGCAGCCUUACACUCAAGCACCUCAGCCAUACCAGCAGCCACUUGGUGGCCCAGGACCAGCCCAACUGAGCCCGUCCCUGGCAGCCAUGAGCCUCCAGUCCAGCACCCCGGAGGCCCUGAGGGUGGUCAACCUGCUGCAGGAGAGGAACCUGCUGCCACCGAUCCCCAUCCCCGCCCCGACACCCUGCCUCCAACAGGACCUGCAGAAGAUCAACUGCAACCCAGAGGUUUUUCGUAGUACGCUGACCAGCAUCCCUCAGACUCAGUCGCUGCUCAAUAAAGCCAAGAUGCCGCUGGGCUUGCUGCUGCACCCCUUCAAAGACCUCUCGCAGCUUCCUGUUGUGACAUCCAGCACCAUCGUCAGGUGUCGCUCAUGCAGAACCUACAUCAACCCGUUUGUCUCUUUCCUGGACCAGAGGAGGUGGAAGUGCAACCUUUGCCACCGGGUCAAUGACGUUCCGGAGGAGUUUAUGUACAACCCAGUCAGCAGAUCGUACGGAGAGCCACAUAAAAGACCCGAGGUCCAGAACGCCACCAUCGAGUUCAUCGCUCCCUCAGAAUACAUGCUGAGGCCACCACAGCCUGCCGUUUACCUCUUCAUUCUUGACGUAUCCCACAAUGCAGUGGAGACGGGCUACCUGAGUGUGUUCUGCCGGUCACUGCUGGACAACAUCGAUGCGCUUCCUGGAGACUCUCGGACAAAGGUGGGCUUCGUCACCUUCGACAGCACCAUCCACUUCUACAACCUCCAGGAGGGACUUUCUCAGCCUCAGAUGCUCAUCGUGUCCGACAUCGAAGAUAUCUUUUUACCAACACCAGACAGCCUUCUAGUAAACCUCAAUGAAUGCAAAGAACUUGUGCAGGAUCUGCUGAAGAGCCUGCCAACGUUGUUCGAGAAGACCAUGGAGACUCAGUCUGCCCUGGGUUCAGCUCUGCAGGCAGCCUACAAGCUGCUGUUGCCCACCGGAGGGCGCAUGUCCGUCUUUCAGACCCAGCUGCCUAACCUCGGUGUGGGGACGCUCCAGUCCAGAGAAGACCCCAACCAACGGGCGAAUGCCAAGGACGUCCAGCACUUAUCCCCAGCGACUGACUUCUACAAGAAGCUGGCUCUGGACUGCUCCGGCCAGCAGGUGGCGGUUGACCUGUUUCUGCUCAGCUCCCAGUACUGCGACCUGGCAUCGCUCGGCUGCAUAUCCAGAUACUCGGCAGGGAGCGUUUACUACUACCCCUCCUACCACCACCAGCAUAACCCCGCUCAGGUGGAGUGCUUCCAGAAGGAUCUCAAGAGAUACUUAACCAGGAAGAUCGGCUUCGAGGCCGUCAUGAGGAUACGCUGCACCAAAGGUCUGUCCAUCCACACGUUCCACGGGAACUUCUUUGUGCGCUCCACAGAUCUGUUGUCCCUCCCCAACGUGAACCCAGACGCUGGCUUUGCAGUUCAGAUGUCCAUCGAGGAAAACCUGGACGACAUGCAAGUCGUCUCUUUCCAGGCCGCGCUGCUUUAUACGUCCAGCAAAGGAGAGAGGAGGAUCCGUGUCCACACCUUGUGUCUCCCCGUGGUCAAUUCUCUGUCGGACAUCUUUGCUGGUGCUGAUGUUCAGGCCAUCACUGGACUGCUGGCUUGCAUGGGUAUGUACUAAACUAUCGAACACCUCUUUAGAAGUUCCCCUCCAAACAUUUAGGACAUGUACAAAUUCUGAAAAUUGCAUCUUCCCCUUCUCCCUAAUUCAAAAGUUUAGAAUCUAUGAAUAUGCCAACAAUAUUCUACCA
Anarrhichthys ocellatus (wolf-eel) is the source of this 3174-nucleotide messenger RNA. RefSeq names its product protein transport protein Sec24A-like. Gene Ontology annotation, cellular component: COPII vesicle coat; endoplasmic reticulum exit site. Gene Ontology annotation, molecular function: zinc ion binding; SNARE binding. NCBI's taxonomy places the organism in Eukaryota, Metazoa, Chordata, Actinopteri, Perciformes, Anarhichadidae. The coding region runs from base 321 to 3044 and encodes 907 amino acids. Gene Ontology annotation, biological process: intracellular protein transport; COPII-coated vesicle cargo loading; endoplasmic reticulum to Golgi vesicle-mediated transport. The transcript has 18 exons. The record is from RefSeq and is a predicted model, not a curated record.